AUCAGCAUUAUGGAUAAACUCAGUUCUAGUCUGUGACAACUAUUCCACACUACACAGGGGUAUUUGAAGAUUAAAGUUGAUAUAUAAGUCUUUAUAGUAGUUAUUAUUUAAAUUUGCAUAGUUUUAAUAUUCUAAAUAUUUGUUAUAAGGUGUUUUGCCACGUACUUGUAAGUACUUUACGUUUUACGGAGCGUAAUCUCAAAUUAGUACUGAACGAGUCUUAAAGAUAAUGUGGGCAUAAAGUAAUAAUACAAAAGAUAACACAUCAUUGUGCUAUAAAUAUGGGUAUGGAGAAACACUACAGGGAUGAGGAACUGUCAGAGUACCUCUACCCUCCAGAAAUAUUACAGAAAUUAGAUUUUACUAAGAGUCCUGCUACUUUUAAACCAAAAAUAAGUGCGGCAAGCCCAGGGGAGGAUUGGAUGGUGGUCAGACCUCUCCAGAGGUCAGAUUAUGAUAAAGGUUUUCUACAAUUACUAAGCCAAUUAACAAGCACUGGGAAUAUUUCAAAAAAACAAUUUGAUGAAAGAUUCACUCAAAUGAAAAUGUCUGGUGGGUACUAUGUCACAGUCAUAGAAGAUAAGAGACUGGCAAAGAUCAUUGGUGCAGCCACACUCACUGUGGAACAAAAGUUCAUACAUAACUGUUCCUUGAGAGGCCGUUUAGAAGAUGUUGUAGUGAAUGAUACCUACAGAGGAAAACAACUGGGAAAACUUAUUGUAGUGACAGUAUCGCUAUUAGCCCAUGAGUUGGGCUGUUACAAAAUGUCCUUAGAUUGCAAGGACAAGCUAAUUAAGUUUUAUGAAACUCUUGGUUAUAAACUUGAGGCGGGCAAUUCUAAUGCUAUGAAUAUGCGGUUUGAAGAGCCAUCCUGACAAUUAGCCGUUGGGUCAUCCGACUUGCGCUCCAAACUGUAAGUGUACAUUGACAGCUCGACACGGAUUUCGCAACAACACUACAAGAUAGACGUCAAAUUUAACGGUGUGAAUAUAGUCGCAAAUGGUACAAUCUGAACAAUGUCCAAAUUAUGUUACCAAAUAAAUUAGGUAGCUUUCGUAUUUAUAAAUAUUUGCUGAUAGCAGAGUUUUCUUUGGUUUAUACUUAUUAAAAAUGUAUAAAAAAUACCAACUGUAGCCCGUUUUCGGGUUUAUUUGAAAUCAGUUAAAAUUCAUUAUAGUUAACAAAACGAUAACGACCAGUGAAUGUUACUCCGGCGCAUUAAGCUUAUUUUUUUUUAAACAAAUCCCUUUCCAGUUACGAGCAUUAUAUUUAGAGAAAUAGGCAAAUAUUGUACCAGAUUCCUCAGCUUUUAGUAUAGUUGAUAAUAAAUAUUU
This is a messenger RNA of Pieris brassicae (large cabbage white), 1334 nucleotides long. RefSeq names its product probable glucosamine 6-phosphate N-acetyltransferase (gene Gnpnat). Gene Ontology annotation, molecular function: glucosamine 6-phosphate N-acetyltransferase activity; monosaccharide binding. The transcript is spliced from 7 exons. NCBI's taxonomy places the organism in Eukaryota, Metazoa, Arthropoda, Insecta, Lepidoptera, Pieridae. Gene Ontology annotation, biological process: UDP-N-acetylglucosamine biosynthetic process. The coding region runs from base 282 to 875 and encodes 197 amino acids. Gene Ontology annotation, cellular component: Golgi apparatus; endoplasmic reticulum-Golgi intermediate compartment; endoplasmic reticulum. The record is from RefSeq and is a predicted model, not a curated record.